This is a messenger RNA of Balaenoptera ricei (Rice's whale), 7234 nucleotides long. It is a transcript of the gene NLRC5, whose product is annotated as NLR family CARD domain containing 5. The transcript is spliced from 51 exons. Bases 651 to 6257 code for a protein of 1868 amino acids. Lineage: Eukaryota; Metazoa; Chordata; Mammalia; Artiodactyla; Balaenopteridae. The record is from RefSeq and is a predicted model, not a curated record. Gene Ontology annotation, molecular function: protein binding.
AGGCUGCUCUCCGCGCCUACUUUCAGUUUCGUGCGGAGCGCGGCGAAGCCGGGAGCGCAGCUGGGAGCGCAGCCGGUCUUAGUCACGGCACGCGGGAUCUUCGUUGAGGCAUGCGGCAUCUUUUGUUGUGGUGAGCAGGCUCUUCGUUGCAGCGUGUGGGCGUCUCUCUAGUUGUGGUGUGCAGGGGCCUGUCCUGUGGAAAGAACCUGAAAAUCCAGCUCAGGGACUUGGCCCAGGAACCCAUGAGACCCUCUCUGUGGACAUCCUAGAACAUCUAUGAUGAACCAGGAAGCCAGGGAUGGUUAUUUUUAAAGAGCUUAAGGUCUUACCCCCAGGGGAUAGAGCACUCAUGGUGGAAACAACGACAUCAUGUUAGACUGGCUGGAGGGGAAAUUUGAAUUUGAAGGACUUUCCCAGAAAUUAUACCAUCCAGGCACUCCUCACUUCCACCUGGCACCUUGCUGCCCUGGAUGAUUUCUUUAUGGGCCACAUGAUUUUGGACAUUAUAGCCCAGAAAAGAAGCUGUGCCCUAGGCCAUGGUCACAUCCUUGUGCCAAGAUCACACAAAGGGCAGGGAUUAGCCCUUGUCUGGUGCCACCUAGGGAUCCCAAGCCUUGGACAUUUACUGGCCUGAGAGGGCCGGGCUGCUCAUGGACCCCAUUAGCCUCCAGCUGGGCACUGAGAACCUGUGUGGAUAUCUCGUGAGCCUGCUCAGCAAAGACCCAGAAUGGCUGAGCGCCAAGGUGAAGUUCUUCCUCCCCAACGUGGACCUGGGCUCCGGGGACCAGUCCCCAGACCCCACACAGAGGGUCAUCCAACAACUCAACAAACUGCACACCCAGGGUCAGACCACCUGGCAGGAGUUCAUCCACUGCGUGUGCAUGGAGCUGGACGUACCACUGGAACUGGAGGUGCUGUUGCUGAGCACUUGGGGCCACGGAGACGGCUUCCCCAGGCAGCCUGAAGUUGGCGAGGAAAGCCAACCAGACUCUCAGCUCCACCCUGGCCUCAAGCGGCCUCACCAGAGCUGUGGGUCCUCACCUCGCCCAAAGCAGUGCAAGAAGCAGCAGCAAGAGCUGGCCAAGAGGUACCUCCAGCUGCUUAGGACUUCUGCCCAGCAGCGCUAUGCCGACAGGACCCCCGGACCAGGGCAGCCGCUUGCCUUCCCCCAAGCCUACAUCCCUCCAAUCUUGCAAUGGAGCCGGGCCUCAGCACCCUUCGACACUCAGGAGGGGGCCAUUACAGGGGACCCCAAGGCAGAAGAUGGCACCGACGUGAACAUUCGGGACCUCUUCAAUACCAAGGCCAACAGGGGCCCGAGAGUGACGGUGCUUCUGGGGAAGGCGGGCAUGGGCAAGACCACGCUGGCCCACUGGCUCUGCCAGAAGUGGGCUGAUGGUCAGCUGGACCGCUUCCAGGCCCUGUUCCUUUUCGAAUUCCGCCAGCUCAACCUGAUCACGGGUUUCUUGACGCUCCCCCAGCUCCUCUUUGAUCUGUACCUGAGGCCUGAGGCUGGCCCCGAGGCUGUCUUCCAGUACCUGGAGGAGAAUGCUAACGGAAUCCUGCUCAUCUUUGAUGGGCUGGACGAGGUCUUCCACCCCUGCUCCAGCAAGGAGACUGCAGGCCCUGAGGACCCAGCAUCAGCCCUCACCCUCUUCUCCCGCCUCUGCCGUGGGACCCUCCUGCCUGGCUGCUGGGUAAUGGCCACCUCCCGUCCAGGGAAGCUGCCCGCCUGCCUGCCCACCGAGGCGGCCACGGUCCACAUGUGGGGCUUUGACGGACCGCGGGUGGAGGAGUACGUGAGCCGCUUCUUCAGCGACCAGCCAUCCCAGGAGGCAGCCGUAGCAGAGCUGCGGACAAACAGACGUCUCUGGAGCAUGUGCGCCGUGCCCGCUCUGUGCCGAGUCGCCUGCCUCUGCCUCUACCGUCUGCUCCCGGGCAGCUCUCCGGGCCAGUCUGCGGCCCUCCUGCCCACCAUGACCCAGAACUACGUGCAGAUGGUGCUAACCCUCAGCCCCCGAGGGUUCCUGCCUGCCGAGUCCCUGCUGGGCCUCGGGGAGGUGGCCCUGAGGGGCCUGGAGACAGGGAAGGUCAUCUUCUCUGCAGGUGACAUCCCUCCACCCGUGAUGGCCUUCGGGGCUGCCCUCGGCCUGAUGACCUCCUUCUGUGUGUGCACGGGACCCGGGCACCAGGAGACAGGCUAUGCCUUCACCCACCUCAGCCUGCAGGAGUUUUUUGCUGCCCUGCACCUGAUGGCCAGCCCCCAGGUGGACAAAGAUACACUCUCCCAACACGUCACCCUCACUUCUCGCUGGGUGCAGCGAACCAAAGCUAGACUGGGCCUCUUAGACCACCUUCCCACCUUUCUGGCUGGCCUGGCAUCCUGUGCCUGCCGCCCCUUCCUCAGCCUCCUGGCACAGCAGGACGAGGCCUGGGUGGGUACCAAGCAGGCAGCAGUGGUGCAGGCACUGAGGAAGUUGGCCACCCGCAGGCUCACGGGACCAAAGGUUGUAGAACUGUGUCACUGUGUGGGUGAGACACAGGCGCCUGAGCUGGCUGGCUUCACAGCCCAGAGCCUCCCCCAUCAAAUGCCCUUCCACAACUUCCUGCUGACCUACGCCGACCUGGCCGCCCUGACCAACAUCCUAGGGCACAGGGAUGCCCCCAUCCACCUGGAUUUUGAGGGCUGCCCCCUGGAGCCCCGCUGCCCCGAAGCCCUGGCCGGCUGUGGGCAGGUAGAGAAUCUCAGCUUUAAGAGCAGGAAGUGUGGGGACGCCUUUGCCGAAGCCCUCUCCAGGAGCUUGCCGACAAUGGGGAGCCUGAAGAAGCUGGGGUUAGCAGGAAGUAAGAUCACUGCUCAAGGCAUCAGCCACCUGGUGCAGGCUUUGCCCCUCUGUCCACAGCUGGAAGAGAUCAGCUUUCGGGAUAACCAACUCAAGGACUGGGAGGUGCUGAACGUCGUGGAGGUGCUCCCUUGCCUGCCGCGGCUCCGGAAGCUUGAGCUGAGCCUCAGCAAUGUCUCCGCGUCAACCCUACUCUCCUUGACGAAUGUGGCGGUCACGUGCCCUACCGUCAGGAUGCUGCAGGUCAGGAAGGCGGACCUCAUCUUCCUUGUCUCCCCACCCACAGAGACGGCUACAGAGCUACAAGGAGACCCAGACCUACAGGGAAAUGCCAACCAGAGGAAAGAGGCUCAGAGGAGAAGCCUGGCACUCAGGCUCCAGAAGUGUCAGCUCGGGGUCCGUGAUGUGGAAGUACUCAUAGCCCAGCUCCGGGAAGGUCCACACCUGGAUGAAGUGGACCUCUCAGGGAACCGGCUGGAAGAUGAAGGCUGUCAACUGAUGGCAGAGGCUGCACCCCAGCUGCACAUCGCCGGGAAGCUGGACCUCAGCAGCAAUGGGCUUUCUCUGGCCGGGGUGUGCCGUGUGCUGAGUGCGGUGAGCACGUGCCGGACGCUGGCAGAGUUCCACGUCAGCCUGCUGCACAAAACUGUGGUCCUCAAGUUUGCCCCAGAGCCGGAGGAGCAGGAGGUGACCCAGAAAAGGGCUGCGUUUCCUGACAGCCUUACCUUCCAGACGCCCUAUGAUCCGCCCCUGUGUGCCCCAAGGAUCAGGCUGACACACUGUGCCCUGCAAGCCCAGCACCUAGAGCACCUCUGCAAAGCACUGGGAGGAAGUUGCUGCCUCUGUCACCUCGACUUAUCAGGCAAUGCUCUCGGGGACAAAGGUGCGGCCCUGCUGGCUCAGCUGCUUCCGGGGCUGGGCGCUCUGCAGUCCUUGAACCUCAGUGAGAACGGUUUGUCCCUGGAUGCUGUGUUCAGUUUGACCCAGUGCUUCUCUACUCUGCCGUGGCUUUUGCACUUGGACUUCAGGUCUGAGAGCCAACGCGUCAUCCUGAGAGGUGAUGGAAGAGACAGGGAUCUGCUGGCUGCUGGAUCUUUGCCAGGGUUCCAAGCUGGAGUCCAGUUCUUGGGGUUCGGUCAGCGCCUCAUCUCCAGGAGCUUCUGCCUCAGGGAAUGUCAGCUGGAGCCCCUGAGCCUCUCCCGCCUCUGUGAGACUCUGGAGAAGUGCCCGGGGCCUCUGGAAGUCAAAUUGUCCUGCAAUGUCCUGAGUGACCAGAGCCUGGAGACCCUGCUGCACCACCUACCCCGGCUCCCUGAGCUAAGGCUGCUGCAGCUGACCCAGAUGGAACUGUCCCCGAGGAGCCCCCUCCUGCUGGCUGACAUCUUCAGCCUGUGCCCGCGGGUUCAGAAGGUGGAUCUCAGGUCCCUGCAUCACGCGACCCUGCACUUCAGGUCUAGUGAGGAGCAGGAAGGCGGGUGCUGUGGCAGAUUCACAGGCUGCGGCCUCAGCCAGGAGCACGUGGAGCCGCUCUGCUGGUUGCUGAGCAAGUGUGAAGACCUCAGCCAGCUGGACCUCUCAGCAAACCUGCUGGGUGAUGCCGGGCUCAGGUGCCUCCUGGAAUGUCUCCCUCAGGUGCCCAUCUCCGGUUCACUUGAUCUAAGUCACAACGGUAUCUCUCAGGAAAGUGUCCUGUGCCUGGUGGAGACUCUCCCCUCCUGCCCACGUGUCCGGGAGGCCUCAGUGAACCUGGGCUCCAAGCAGAGCUUCUGGAUUCACUUCUCCCGACAGGAGGAGGCUAGGAAGACACUGAGGCUGAGCGAGUGCAGCUUCGAGCCAGAGCACGUGCCCAGACUGGCCACUGGCCUGAGCCAGGCCCUGUGGCUGACGGAGCUCACGCUGACCCAGUGCUUCGUGGGCCUGGAGCAGCUAACCAUCCUCCUGGGUCUGCUAAAGUGCCCGGAAGGACUGCUCACUCUGAGGGUGGAGGAGCCGUGGAUGGGCAAAGCCGGGGUGCUCACGCUGCUAGAAGUCUGUGCCCAAGCCUCAGGCAACGUCACUGAAAUAAGCAUCUCCGAGACCCAGCAGCAGCUCUGUAUCCAGCUGGAAUUUCCCCAUCAGGAGAACCCAGAAGCCGUGGCCCUCAGGCUGGCUCACUGUGACCUUGGGACCCACCACAGCCUUCUUGCCAGGCAGCUGAUGGAGACCUGCGCCCGGCUGCGGCAGCUCAGCUUGUCCCAGGUGAACCUCUGCGAAGCCAGUGCUCUGCUGCUACAAAGCCUCCUGUUGUCCCUCUCUGAGCUCAAGAACUUCCGGCUGACCUCCAGCUGUGUGAGCUCCAAUGGGCUAGCCCACCUGACAUCUGGUCUAAGCCACUGUCACCACCUGGAGGAGCUGGACUUGUCUAACAAUCAACUUGGCGAGGAGGGCACCAAGGUGCUGACGCGGGCCCUUGAGGGCAAGUGCUGGCUGAAGAGGCUUGACCUCAGCCACCUCCCACUGGGCGGCUCUACCCUGGCUGCACUCACUCAAGGACUAAGCCACAUGACCCUCCUGCAGAGCCUCCGUCUGAGCAGGAGUGAUAUCGGUGACGUCGGCUGUUGCCACCUUUCGAAGGCUCUCAGAGCUGCCACCAGCUUGGAGGAGCUAGGCUUGAGCCACAACCAGAUUGGAGACACCGGUGCCCAGAACUUAGCUGCUGUCCUGCCGGGACUGCCUGAGCUCAGGAAGAUAGACCUCUCGGCGAAUGGCAUCGGCCCGGCAGGGGGAGCGCGGCUGGCGGAGUGUCUCCCGCUUUGUAGGCGCCUAGAGGAGCUGAUGCUCGGCUGCAACGCCCUGGGAGACCCCACAGCCCUGGGGCUGGCCAGGGGGCUGCCCCGGCACCUGAGGGUCCUGCACCUGCCAUCCAGCCAUCUUGGCCCAGAGGGGGCGCUGAGCCUGGGCCAGGCCCUGGAUGGAUGUCCACACGUGGAAGAGAUCAGAUUGGCAGAGAACAACCUGGCCGGAGGGGUCCCACAUUUCCGUCUGGGGCUCCCACUGCUCCGGCAGAUCGACCUGGUGUCGUGUGAGAUUGACAACCAGACUGCCAAGCCCCUCACUGCCAGCUUCGUGCUCUGCCCGGCCCUGGAGGAAAUCAUGCUGUCCUGGAAUCUGCUCGGGGAUGAGGCAGCUGCUGAGCUGGCCCGGGUCCUGCCGCGGAUGGGCCGGCUGAAGAGAGUGGACCUGGAGAAGAAUCGGAUCACAGCUUACGGAGCCUGGCUCCUGGCUGAAGGGCUGGCGCAGGGCUCUGGCAUCCAAGUCAUUCGCCUCUGGAAUAACCCCAUCCCCCCGGACACGGCCCAGCGUCUGCAGAGCCAGGAGCCCAGGCUGGACUUUGCUUUCUUCGACAACCAGCCACAGGUCCCUCAGGGCACUUGAUGGCUCCCUCGAGACCUUUCGAAUCCAGCCGAGUGAUGCCAGCUUCCACCCACCAGGAUAGAGGACUCAGGAAAAGAGCCUCAGCUGGCUGUCCCUGUACCCUGCCCCACGAGGGAGAGACACGUUUUUCCUGCAACAGUCUUCGGGGAGGACUUUUUUGGCAACAAAGAGCCUAGUAUAGCCAAUAGACUACCCUACAUCCCAUGGGACAUGCAUGACCAGUCAGAAACAUGUAACACAAUAAGCAUGUCAUGGUGUGAUGCGUGACACAGAAGGUCACACGUGACAGCAUUCCAUGUGACAUUGCAUGAAACCUGCAGUGUGGCCUGUGGGUUAAUGUCAUGGGUCUUAGCACUACAUGUGAUUGGUGGUCCAUAUAUAAGACAUGACAAAUGUCCAUGUCACGUGCCAUGUGGCUGGCCAGAUGCCCUCAGGCUGGUCCAAGAUCUAAUUUAUUACUUUUUUAAACCAAGUAUGUAUUUAUAAAUUGCAUUUCCAGAGCAGCUAAGCCAGAAAAUGUCUUCCGCCCAGAAUGGGAUGGGGAGAGCAUCCAAGCACUGACCGGCCCAGUGGCCCGAGGGCCAAGGCCCUGGGCCAAGCCAGGGAUUUAGCCAUGAGGCUUCCAGAUGAGUAUCCUCCUGCCUCAAGCCUCAGUUUUCCCAUCUGUGAACUGGAUCACCCACUCUCCCUUAGUUUCCAAGGACUUUAGGCCCAGGUCCAGGUAGAGCCAGCCUGACCUUGGACAGGCCCAGUCCGUGCUGUGUAAGGGACGAAGCUAGGCCUAAGGGUGCAGGGGGUGGGGACUGCCAAAAUAUUCAGGUAAGGCCACUGGAUCAAGCCACUACCUCAGCAGAAUCUGAGUGAGCUCCCAGGGGCUGCAUGUGUUACACAGUGUUCUCAUUACUUCCAAGAGGGCCAAAGGGUGGCCCUGCUACACUGUAAGCCAAGUUUGACCAAUAAAUGUGGGUGAUCUUCCA